AUGGCACCACGCUGUCUUGUGCACCGGCUCGGCGUGGUCGGGUACCGCCAAGCCUGGGCGUGGCAGCAGCAGCUGCUCAAGGAGCGCUUCCGCGCCGCCGAGGCGCCAAUGGACGUCUGCCUCAUGCUGCAGCACCCGCCCGUGUAUACGCUCGGGCGCGGCGCGUCUCUGGCCAACGUCAAGUUUGACCCAACCAAGGAGACGGCGUUCGAGCUCAUCAAGGUCGACCGCGGUGGCGAGGUCACGCACCACGCGCCGGGCCAGCUCGUCGUGUACCCAAUCUUCAAUCUCACGCGCGAUCCGUUCAAGAAGGAUUUGCACUGGUACCUCCGCCAGGUCGAAGAGGUCGUCAUUGACACGCUGAGCGCCUUUGACAUUGCGGGCGAGCGCGUCGAUGGCCUCACGGGCGUGUGGGUGCCCGACGCGCGCCACGCCUUUCCCAAGAGCAAGAUCGCGGCCGUCGGCACGCAUGCGAGCAAGUGGAUCACGAUGCAUGGUUUUGCGCUCAAC
This is a messenger RNA of Saprolegnia parasitica CBS 223.65, 510 nucleotides long. RefSeq lists its product as hypothetical. Gene Ontology annotation, cellular component: mitochondrion. Lineage: Eukaryota; Oomycota; Saprolegniomycetes; Saprolegniales; Saprolegniaceae. Gene Ontology annotation, molecular function: lipoyl(octanoyl) transferase activity. The transcript has a single exon. The record is from RefSeq and is a predicted model, not a curated record. Gene Ontology annotation, biological process: protein lipoylation. The annotation marks the transcript as partial.